Messenger RNA from Coffea eugenioides, 1969 nucleotides. Its product is annotated as SKP1-like protein 21. Gene Ontology annotation, molecular function: cullin family protein binding. The record is from RefSeq and is a predicted model, not a curated record. Gene Ontology annotation, biological process: SCF-dependent proteasomal ubiquitin-dependent protein catabolic process. The coding region runs from base 237 to 1319 and encodes 360 amino acids. Gene Ontology annotation, cellular component: cytoplasm; nucleus. The transcript has 11 exons. Lineage: Eukaryota; Viridiplantae; Streptophyta; Magnoliopsida; Gentianales; Rubiaceae.
CUUCCUCCUCCUUGGCUCCUCCUUCACCACCACCACCGCCACCAAAACCACCAUUUCCCCAGUUUUUACCAAAUUUUCCUCCUCAUUUUUAUCUAUUUUUUCUAAUUCGCCCAACAACCACCAAUUCACUAAUUCAAAGUCCCAUUGUCUUUGAUUUUAUUUGAUUAAAUUUUUUAGAGGAUUGACUUGAUAGUGGUUCAACUGAAAUCCCUCUUUUGUAACUUUAGAAGAUAAUAAUGGCAGAAGCUGAUAGGGAAAUUAUUAAACCUGAGAUGAUGAAGUCAUAUAUAUGGCUUCAGACCUCAGACGGUUCAUUGCAACAAGUUGAGCAAGAGGUUGCUGUUUUUUGUCCUUGGAUAUGUCAUGAGAUACAUUCAGGCAUGGGAUCAUCAAAGACUUACCCCAUCUCUCUUCCUUCACGGGUCAGUCCAGCCAUGUUGAGUCUGAUUCUUGAUUACUGCCGAUUUCAUCAAGUACCAGGGCGCAGUAACAAGGAGCGGAAGUCUUUUGAUGAGAAAUUUAUUAGGAUGGAUACAAAAAGGCUCUGUGAGUUGACUUCUGCUGCUGACAGUUUGCAACUGAAGCCUCUGGUUGAUCUUACUAGUCGUGCACUUGCACGAAUGAUUGAGGGGAAGACUCCUGAAGAGAUACGUGAUAUCUUUCAUCUUCCUGAUGACCUUACUGAGGAAGAGAAGCUGGAACCUAUAAAGAAUACAAUUGAUGACCCGCGAAUUCGGCUGUUAAAUAGGUUAUAUGCUAGAAAAAGGAAAGAAUUGAAGGAAAGGGAGAGAUUAAAGAAUGUUGAAAUUGAAGAAGAGCGUGUGGAUGAGCGAUCAGUUGAGGACCUCUUAUCUUUUAUUAAUGGUGGAGAUGCAGAGUCCAAAGUGGUCAAAACUUCUAAGACCAAAAAGAAGAAUCGACGAAGGAAGGAACCACAGAAGAACACCCCAGGAAACGACGCUAGUACUUCAAAUAGCACAUCUUUAUCCAGCAAUGCUGUACACAUUGAUAAGGAAUCAAAUGGGCUUGACUCUACAUGUCAUGAUGCUGCAGCCUGUGAUCACCUUCUAAGCGAUCCUGGUAAUCCAUCGAAGCUGCCGUAUAUAGAAGAAGGCUUUUCACCUGAUGAUGAGUUUGAUGAUAUUGACCCAGCUAUGCAAGAGAAGAUUGAUAAGGAAGUUGCGGAUUUUGCUCGAAGAUUAAAUUCAGACUGGCCAGAGAUACUCUCUCUCGGUCAAGAGAGGAGGAGGAUACCAACAGCCAUUAACUGCAAUGGUUCCUUGAAGAGAUAUGCAAGUUCAGCAAGCCUGGCUCCAUAGAUCAAGGAGAUGGACAAGAUGUUACAGAUUUUCAGUCCCAUGACUGGACCAGCAGCAGAAAUGAUCGAUAACCACGUAGCUCUUUAAGAUUUGACCAGCAGUAACAAUUUUAUUUAUUGGCUUGCGCAGCUGGAUUGGUGAUGUCACCGAGAAGUGGGUAGCAUGCAUCAGCGUGAACUCACAAGUGAGCUAGCCGAUUAGCAAUUUUUUGAGAGUCUCAUAUGAAUCAAUUUUGAUCUUUGUGACUUCAGUGUACUCAACAGGAGCACAAUAUGAAGAAAAGAUGUGUUUUUAUAUACCAAUGUUGAUCAAUUUUGUAGAAGAUUUUCGUUCUUUCUUUCUUUCUUUCUUAUAUUCCCCGAGAAGUUUGCGGGUAGUCAUAAAUUUUUGUAGAUAGGAUAGGCAACUCUCUCUUUUUUCCCUUAAAAAGAUCAUAUUGAUACUUCAUCUUAGUUUAGUAAAGAAACUUUUGGCUGUAAAGUUUCCAUUAACAAUCUCUUGUAGGUUUUGAAUUUUCAGUUUCUGGGAUUUUUAUAUUUGUUCCUGUGAAAAGGUUAGUCAUGACUUGAGCAAGAUAGAUGCUCGCAGGACAAGCUUCUUAUCAUUUGUUAUUUUUUUAAUUGCUUUCACAGAAUAGAUGUAACCUUUCA